ACCAUCUGUUCAUCAGUGCUCUGUUCAUCAACACYAAGGGAGGAUGUCAGAUCUGGCUCAGCCACAUGGCAACCAUCCACUGCGUCCAGGUUUCAGACCUGUACAAGAAGGUCUCCUGGGAGGAUAUGACAAAGGAAUGGAAGAAGCGGUUCAUCGUCGACGACGCCCCGACACUCGCCAUCAACCGCAUCUUCACGAUGGCUCAAGGGAGCACACCGGCACGUGACUGGCUCACAGAUUGGCAGAAGAUCGUGGCAACGCCCGAUUUGGACUUGCCAUUUCCGCAUCUGCGCCGUGAGUUCUACGACAGGUCAUGCGCCGCUCUCAGCCGCGCACUUGGUGAUCGCGAGCAGUACAACACUUUCGCAGAGAUCAUCAAGACCAACAUGGCAGCUGCACACGAGAAGUCAUCGUGGCAGCCAACCUAUGUGGAGAAGACGAUCAGAAACGUCGGCCCUCUCCCACGCAUCGACGACCUUCUCGAGCGAAUGGGCGGCGCCAAGUUCUUCUCCAAGCUCGAUCUCAAGUCGGGAUAUCACCAACUCGAGAUCCGGCAGGAGGAUCGCUACAAGACCGCGUUUAAGAUGCGAUAUGGGCAUUUUGAAUGGCUGGUCAUGCCAUUUGGCCUUACGAAUGCCCCGGCCACUUUCCAAGCGGCUAUGACAAUGGAGUUCCGACACAUGCUGGAUCGCUACGUACUUAUCUACCUCGACGACAUCCUGGUGUACAACCGGAGUUUGGAGGAGCAUGUGGAACACCUGCGCACCGUUUUGGAGCGGCUACGACAAGCCAAGUACAAAGCCAACCGCGACAAGUGCGGAGCUGGAGUACUUGGGACAUUAUGUGAUGCCACAAGGCAUCCGUCCGCUUGCGGACAAGAUCGAGGCCCUACGAGUAUGGCCCGAGCCCACCAACACCACGGACAUUCGUUCAUUCAUGGGAUUGCGGGCUACUAUCAGCGAUUCAUCACCGGAUAUUCCAGGAUUGCUGCACCUAUGACGAGGUUACAGUCGCCAAAGGUGCAAUUCAUAUUCGAUGACGACGCACGUCGGUCAUUCCAAGCACUUAAGACGGCUAUGCUUAUGGCACCCGUCCUUAGCAUCUAUGACCCCACAUUGCCGACGAGAGUGACUACGGACGCUUCCGGCUAUGGCAUUGGGGCACUCUUGGAACAGCACGACGGCGACGACUGGCACCCGGUGGAGUAUUUCAGCCACAAAGUGCCUCCCAUCAACUCGCUUGAUGAUGCAAGGAAGAAGGAGCUGCUCGCAUUCGUCAUGGCUCUCAAGCGAUGGCGGCACUUCCUCCUUGGGCGCCGUAGGUUCACAUGGGUUACGGACAACAAUCCAUUUACCUACUACAAGACGCAGGAUACGGUGAGCAGCACGAUCGGACGAUGGAUGUACUUCAUCGACCAGUUUGACUUCACACUGAAACAUCUACCUGGCCUCUCAAAUCGCGCAGCAGAUGCACUCUCGCGAAGACCAGAUCUUUGCGCUAUGACACAUCAUGCCUUCGCAUUUGACGAGGAGCUUCAGCGACACUUCAUCCAGGCAUACGAGUCUGAUCCGGACUUCGCCACGCUGUACGCACAACUAUCUUUGGAUCACCCGCCAGCCAGCCACUAUCGCAUUGCCAACGGAUACUUCUCCUCCACUCGAGAGGCAAGGACUUAUUGUGUGUCCCACGCGACCGUCGUCUUCGGACUCGCCUUCUCGGGGAGUACCACGACUCGCGACUCGCCGGCCAUUUCGGAGUCAACCGCACUAUUGCACAGCUUCGACAGCGAUUCCGAUGGCCCGAUCUCAUUACCGAUGUCACUCGGUAUUGCGACUCUUGCGAAGUUUGCCGACGCAGCAAGCCCCGCAACCGCAAUCCCUACGGCGAGUUACGCCCGAUGCCUAUUCCACGGGAAGCUGGUCUCUCCAUUGCCAUGGACGUCACCGGUUCUCCUGACGGAUUACCUAAGGUGCCUACCUGCAAAGGUAAGGACCAAGCUGGUUGAUGAGGCCUAUGUCGAACAACACACCUUCGCUUCUUUUAGUAAGAAAGCUCUGGACAUUGAGGCAAAGUUGGGAUCCGCUCAUCAGGUAUCUCAUGAUAGUAGGAAGAGACUUCCCCAGGACUGGAAGAAGAAGGGUCAGUUGAUGUUUGUUGACCAUGAUGGUCAAACGAUGGAGAUUGACGAUUUCCCAGAUCUUGGGGAGGCGACAGAGCAGGAUGGGGCCAGUGAGACUUCGGAUGGGGGAGUCGUGGCACCUAUCAAAGAAAAGGCUAGGGGGACCGGGAAGAAGAAGAUAGUACGGUCCACGGGUCAAGGCGACCAAGGAACACCUGCUUGGGUGAAACUUGGUUUAGACUACAAGGUGUGGAGGGACCUAGUUGCCAGGGGCACAUGCAUGAACUGUAGCAACUAUGGCCACACAUCACGGACAUGCCGAGGCAAAAAGGUCACAACGAAGGCCGUUAAAACAACCCCAGAGAUAGAAUUAGUCAUCGCACAAUAUUCAGACCUUUUUGAGGAGCCCACAGGCGUGGUAGAAAGGGAGGUUGUCCAUGUGAUAGAGGUUGUCCCAGGUAGUGAGGUACCUAGAGGACGAGUCUAUAGGAUGUCUCCUGCGGUGUUAUAUGAGCUCCGCCGCCAGCUCAAGGAGCUCACAGAGAAGGGAUGGAUUCGGCCUAGUACCUCCCCUUACAGCGCUCCAGUCCUAUUCGUACCGAAGAAGGGAGGUACCUUGAGGAUGUGCAUUGACUACAGGGGCCUCAAUGCCAUCACCGUUAAGAACGCGGAGCCCCUACCCCACAUCAACGACCUCUUGGAUAGAGUGCAGGGAUGCCGGUACUUCACCAAAAUAGAUCUGAAGUCCGUAUACCAUCAAAUUGCCAUUAGGCUUGAGGAUCAGCACAAAACCGCAUUUCAGACUAGGUACGGUCUGUACGAGUUUGUGGUGAUGCCGUUUGGACUAUGCAAUGCACCUGGUACAUUCCAGCACUCGAUGAACAGGAUUUUUCAUAACUACUUAGACAAGUUUAUCGCCGUGUACCUCGACGAUAUUCUCAUCUUGAGUAGGACUGUAGAGGAGCACGCUGAGCACUUGAAAACAGUGCUAGGUCUCCUAAGACAGCACCAGUACAAGGUGAACUUGGAGAAAUGCGAGUUUGGUCGCACCAAGAUCUUGUACUUGGGUCAUGAAAUCUCAGCAGAUGGACUGAGGCCGGAUGAUGCCAAGGUGGCCAGCAUACAUGACUGGCCUAGACCUCAGACUGUUACUGAGGUCAGAUCGUUUUUGGGGAUGACGGGCUACUAUCAUCCGUUUGUAAAGAACUAUAGUGCUAUAGCUUCCCCAUUGACAGAUCUAACUCAACUGGACACCCCUUGGGAGAGGACUGAAGAGUGUGAGGCGGCCUUUAGGAAACUGAAGUACGCCCUGACACACUAUGAGGUUCUUAAACUUCCUGAUCCUGAUAAGUCGUUUGUUGUGACCACCGACGCCAGCCAAUAUGGCAUAGGCGCGGUCCUUGCGCAAAAGGAGGGGCCCAAGUCGAGACCUAUCGAGUACAUGAGCAAAAAGAUGCCAUCUCAGAAACUAGCUAAGUCCACUUAUGAGUGUGAGCUCUAUGCCCUGUACAGAGCGCUGGUACAUUGGAGACACUAUCUCCUUGGCAGAUUCUUCCAUGUGAGAUCUGACCAUGAGACCGUGCGCUGGAUCAAGACUCGGCAGGUACUCUCUGACGCACUCAAGCACUGGAUACAAGUGAUAGACAUGUAUGACUAUCAACUUGAUCUAAUCAAGGGCGAGUAUAACAAAGUGGCUGAUGCGUUAUCUCGCCGGGCGGAUUAUCUGGGCGCACUAGUGACUGAGUUUGGCAUAUCUAGCGAUUUGACUCGAUCCUUGGUGUCAUCCAUAGAUUAAAGGCAAAGGAUAAAAAGACUUUGGAUGA
Messenger RNA from Chara braunii, 3942 nucleotides. Lineage: Eukaryota; Viridiplantae; Streptophyta; Charophyceae; Charales; Characeae. The record is from the annotation of a GenBank genome assembly.